UCAGUCAUUCAGCCCUCCUAUCUUCCAGUGUCCAACCAAGUUCAUAUUUCAUAUUUCAUUAUCUAUGGUCUGUCGUGUUGUGUACUUCCGAUUCUGGGGGUUUCGGUUUCCAAAAGGGAAACAUUUAACGGUUUUGUCAUAAUUAUUUUAACCCGUAAUAAUAAUCUAACGUGUUUGUAGUUUUUAAAUCCGUAUUAGUUACCCCGUGAGGUAUAUGCAGAUUUUUUUUCACCCCCUACAAAUUCGCAAUAUAUUUUCAAGACUGUCAAAGGAAGAAUUCUUAUUUAUUAUUAUAAUUUUUUUAAAUAUAAAUAGUGAGUCUUUAUAUGGAUGUGCGCUGUAAUUCGUGAAUGGACGUUUUUAUAUUUUUUAUCGGAAGAUGAAUCAAUGCGAGCACAUAAAGGAAUUUAAGAAGAUAAACGGUCUCCAAACUUACAAAUCAAUCCACAGCUUCUUCUUAGCCAGAAGGAAAACAGAUCAAUUAAAUUAUAACCAGGUUUUAGCCACAUGCUUCGACUGCGAAUCAUUUAAUAAUGUUUGUAGACUUCUUGCCUGUAUGCAUUGCGUUUAUAUGGGAUGUUAUAACAAACAUGCGACCCUGCACUUCACAAAAACUGCUCAUGCUCUUACUGUAGAAUUGUCAAAUGGCAAUGUCUUUUGUUUUUCAUGCGGUGAUUAUGUCUACGAUAGAGAUAUUGAAAUUAUAGCCACUAAACAUAAAAGGAGUAUGGGUAUCAAUUCUGCAAUACCGAAAUCACCCCCUUGGAGACCAUCAAAUUUUGAAAAUAAACUACUACAAGAACAUCCUAAAAGAAUUAAACUCGAGGCGCAUUCGCAGAUAGGCAUUCGAGGGAUGAUUAAUUUUGGAAGCUCAUGUUAUUUGAACUGUAUUAUGCAGGCACUGUUUCACACUCCUAUUUUAAGAGAUUAUUUCUUUACUGAAAAGCACAAAUGUUUGUCUACGAAAAAUGGUGAAUGUUUUUACUGCCCAGUUUCUCGCCUUUUCCAAGAAUAUUAUUCUGAAGAAAUCUCAUCUCUGGUGAUUCCACAUGAGGUUUUUUAUCUUGUCUGGAGAAGUGAUAAAAAUCUUGAAGGAAACGAACAAAAAGAUGCUCACGAAUUUUUUACAACCGCUAUGAACUUGCUCCAGAAAUUUGCAUGCCCUGUUAAUUCUGCCAACGAGGGGGUAUGCAAUUGUAUUGUUCACAUACUUUUCAAUGGCAAGAUGCAGUCGGAUGUGGUUUGCAAGUCUUGUGGAAAUAUAUCUACUAAAGUUGAUCCCUUCCGGGAUAUAUCUUUAGACAUACCAGACACCCCUGCAUCAGAUUUAUUUGAUUGUUUAAAAAAUUUCACACGUGAAGAAAUUCUGGGAGUUAAAAUUGAGUGUAACACAUGUAAAAGUUAUGAGUGCACCACUAAACAAUUGACUUUUCAAGUUUUGCCCUUAGUAAUUGUUAUACAUUUGAAACGAUUUACACAGGUGGAUAAAAAAUGUCACCUGAAAAAUUCUUUGUAUAUUUCAUUUCCGAUGGAACUUAAUAUGUCACCUUUUGUUUCGGGCUACAGGAAUAGAAGACAUUAUAGCCAAGAAUCUUCUGCAAACAAAAAAGAUGAUAUUUAUGAUAACACGUAUACAUUGUAUGCUGUUGUAGAACAUAAUGGUGUUAAUUUAAAUUCUGGACAUUAUUUUGCUUACAUUCGACACACCAGGCACACAUGGUUUAAAUGCAGUGAUGAUGAUGUCAUUCCAAUAAAAGUAGAAGACGUUAUGGCUCGUCAAGGGUACAUCUUAUUUUAUCACAAGACUGUUCUCUUUUAUAAUUAAAAAAGUUAUAAAAAUGAACUACCUCAACUUUGCUCUGAUUCUGCGUCUAUUUAUAUUUAUAAAUUAAAUUUUUGUAAGAAAAA
Messenger RNA from Cimex lectularius (bed bug), 1908 nucleotides. RefSeq names its product ubiquitin carboxyl-terminal hydrolase 22-like. The transcript is spliced from 9 exons. The record is from RefSeq and is a predicted model, not a curated record. Bases 380 to 1825 code for a protein of 481 amino acids. Gene Ontology annotation, biological process: protein deubiquitination. Gene Ontology annotation, molecular function: cysteine-type deubiquitinase activity; zinc ion binding. NCBI's taxonomy places the organism in Eukaryota, Metazoa, Arthropoda, Insecta, Hemiptera, Cimicidae.